GGGUGGAGUAUCCCUUUAAUAGCUUGGACUGACAGGAUCUUGAAGAGAUACAUAAACUAAUCUGACUAGCGUUACCUAAUAUGAAUGAUCUGAGUGUGAGAUGCGUGGUGUGUUGUGUUCAUAUUAAUACUGUCAUGGUGGCAACACAAAUUAAAGCAAGGGGACACACAAGGUAGUCGGCUCUACAUGAGAACAGACUGGGGAAAUGUCCAAAAUGUAGAGUACUUAAGCAAUCCCACACUGAUUUCACCCAGAGUGACUGCAACAGGCGUCUUUUAGCUCCUCUUUAAAGAAGAAAAGGUUUCUCUUGACAUCACAAUGAGCAGUCGAGUGGAUGAUGUUAUGCAGCUUUGCUGUGAGGUCUCAGCCAGCAGGAAGAUGAAAACACCCGUGAAGAGCUCUGGAAAGGGAGCUGCAGUGGCUGGUGGAGGUGCUUUUGUUGGGGGAAUGGUUGGAGGCGCAGCCGGCAUAGCUGUUGGUGGUACUUUGGGAGGUCUUCUGGGAACUUGGAUGACCAGUGGCCAAUUCAAGCCUCUUCCAGAGAUCAUCAAGGAGCUGCCUCCAAAAUAUAAGGAGAAACUGUACUCUGAUAUCAUGGGUGCAUUGGGCACACUGGACUGGACAGACGUGGCUGGCCUCAUUGCUCUGGUUAUGGGCAGUGCCACUCUGCAAGAGCAAGUGCUUGCUGCUAUACUCACUUUUGCCACUAAAGAGCUCAAGGCUGAAGUGCAGUAUGAAAACUGACCUAGAGGAUUGAUGUCACCAGCCAGUGGUUCUCAAUCCUGCAUCCUGUUGCUUUUGUACUCUUGUUUCUGUUUCUCUGCAGCUCCUGUGCAGACUCCUCUUCAUUGUCAUUAUCAUCAUCAUAAUCUUCUUCUUCUUUUAAGCAAUAACAGUAUAACCUUAUGAAGACAAUUAGCUAUUUCUGUGCGUAAUUUAGAUUAGGCUAUUCUAAUAAAGCAGGUUAACAGGUG
This is a messenger RNA of Cyprinus carpio (common carp), 974 nucleotides long. Its product is annotated as protein C19orf12 homolog. The record is from RefSeq and is a predicted model, not a curated record. Lineage: Eukaryota; Metazoa; Chordata; Actinopteri; Cypriniformes; Cyprinidae.